Molecule: messenger RNA, 1420 nt
Organism: Oryza sativa Japonica Group (Japanese rice)
Lineage: Eukaryota; Viridiplantae; Streptophyta; Magnoliopsida; Poales; Poaceae
Source: RefSeq, a predicted model, not a curated record
AUCAACCGCUUGCUGCUACUAGCCGCCAGCCAAAAGCAGCGGCAGCGACGCCUCACCUCGCCUCGCCCUCGUCUCCGGCCGCGCCGCUUGCUGGGAGCUAGCUUUGGAGGAGGAGGAGGAGGAGGGGCGCGAGCCAUGGCGGAGAAGGAGGAGUCAACGUCGAUCCCGCUCAGCCAGGCGGCGGAGGCGGUUGACCCGGAGGACCCGGCCAAGUCGCCGCCGCGGCCCAGCUCGCCCACCACCUCCACCCGCAAGGCAUGCUGCGCUGUUCUUCAAAGUUGGGUGUCAAGAAAAUUUAUGACUGGAUGGUACAUCUUUGACAGGAACCAAGUUAAGCAUGUUACCAAACAAAAAGUAAAAAAUCAUGCAUUGUUCUUCUUCCCUUUUUUUUUUUGCAGCGUCGUUCUGUUUCCUGUUGCUGUCACGUUCUUCAUCACAUGGUGGUUUAUUCAAUUUGUUGAUGGCUUUUUCAGCCCACUAUAUGCAAAACUUGGGAUCGACAUAUUUGGUCUUGGUUUUCUGACUUCUCUGGUAUUCAUUUUUCUGGUUGGAAUAUUUGUUUCCUCAUGGGUGGGUUCAACCAUCUUUUGGGUUGGAGAAUGGUUUAUAAAGAAAAUGCCAUUUGUUCGGCACAUAUACUCUGCAUCAAAGCAAGUCAGCACUGCCAUUUCACCAGAUCAAAACACAACAGCUUUUAAAGAAGUUGCGAUAAUUCGUCAUCCACGUAUUGGUGAAUAUGCAUUUGGAUUUAUAACAUCAACUGUUGUUCUUCAGACUGACAAAGGCGACGAAGAACUGUGCAGCGUUUAUGUGCCAACAAAUCAUCUUUACAUUGGUGACAUAUUUCUGGUGAACUCUGAGGAGAUAAUAAGACCAAAUUUAUCCAUUCGAGAAGGAAUCGAAAUAAUUGUUUCUGGAGGAAUGACUAUGCCACAGGUGAUCGCGUCCCUUGAACCCACCCCAAGGAAGAGCCAGAAUAUCCGUCUAAAUAGAAUAAUGACAUAAUGUCAUACGAGAGCUCAAGUGCUCAACACGAUCGUGUUAUGUGUGGAAUCGGUGUGACUCUGGUGCUCUGACCAUUGCUCUGUUCAUCUUCGUUUCUGUUGUGUCAAAAUGUGGAGGCUGGAGAGGAGAACACGGCGUGAGAUUGAUCGAGCCAUCUUAGGCUCGUGGCAUUACAGAAGGUGGCGGAAGCACCAUAUCGAUGCUCAGGAAUAGUAUUGGUUGUGUGUCACAUGCCGCGCUACUCUUUGGUUGCUGACUGGUCUGAAAUGUUAACGUCCCUAGUGCAAGUGCAACUGAUUAAAUUCAUUUGUAACAAUAUCAUGUAUAACAUCAUGUCGACCUCGUAUUACGUAGAGUUGAUUAUACCAUGUGAGAGCAUUUCUUUGUUUUAUCAAUGGAGGGCGCUUGCAUCCAA